Messenger RNA from Aspergillus japonicus CBS 114.51, 989 nucleotides. Its product is annotated as CBD9-like protein. The transcript has 2 exons. The record is from RefSeq and is a predicted model, not a curated record. NCBI's taxonomy places the organism in Eukaryota, Fungi, Ascomycota, Eurotiomycetes, Eurotiales, Aspergillaceae. Bases 1 to 774 code for a protein of 257 amino acids.
AUGCACCUCACGCGCAAUCAAUGGCUCCAAGCCCUCACCCUCGCCCUACUCCCAAUCCAAGCCACCGCCAAAAUCCUAACCACAGCCCCCGAUCCCACCACCCCCGCCCUAACCUACAGCAUCACCAUCCCCAACACCAACACCAACACCAACACCAAUACCACCUUCCCCCAAUCCUCCUCCCUCAAUUCAUCCGAAAAGACCCAAGCCGGGACUGGACCAAUCUACCUCCGCCUCACCGCCCCAACAACGAUGCAAUGGGUCUCCCUCGGCCAAGGGCCCGACAUGGCCACCGCCAACAUCUUCAUCGUGUACGCGGCCUCCGCCACGACCGUCACGCUCUCCCCGCGGUCCGGGGGCCAGGGCCAGCCGAGUUAUAACCCCGCUGCCAAUGUGACGCUGCUCGAGGGGUCGGGGAUCGUGGAUGGGAGGAUGGUGGCGGAGGUGCGGUGUGAGAACUGUUGGGGGUCGUGGCCUGCUGCUCCUUCUGGGUCUGGUGGUGCUGUGGUGGAGGGGGGUGAGGGUGGGGUUGGAGCUGCGACUGGGGCUGCGACUGGGGCUGGUGGUGGUAGCGGCGGGUUCGUGAUGGAUCGCAACGGGAAUGAGACGGCGUGGUUCUGGGCGUAUCAGCUGGGUGCGCCGCUGGACAGUGCGGAUGUGGGGGCGGAGUUGGGGAUGCAUGAUGUCAAGGGGGAGAUGGUGUGGGAUUUGAGGGAGGCGGGGUUCGAGGUUGGUGAGACGGGUUUGGAGGAGGGGUUUAAUCCGUUUGCUUGAGGGGUUGAGGUUCAUUGUAGAGGGGGAGGUGCACUGUCGAGGGGAAGGUGGUGAAGAGGUAGUUUGUUGCGUGGAAGGGUGGGUGGGUGGCAGUGCAUGGAGUAGGGGUUUGACAGUCUGGUGGAGAGUGUACUGGGCUCAUAAGCAGGUAGAACGAGGAACGUGAGAAUGGAAACCAAACGAGGGUGGAACCAGCAUAUGCAAGCGACGAAAAC